Oryzias latipes (Japanese medaka) is the source of this 1728-nucleotide messenger RNA. Its product is annotated as acyl-coenzyme A thioesterase 1. Gene Ontology annotation, molecular function: fatty acyl-CoA hydrolase activity. The record is from RefSeq and is a predicted model, not a curated record. Lineage: Eukaryota; Metazoa; Chordata; Actinopteri; Beloniformes; Adrianichthyidae. Gene Ontology annotation, biological process: acyl-CoA metabolic process; fatty acid metabolic process.
CGCGGGUGACUGAGCAUCUCACCCUAUCUCUAAGGGAGCGCCCAGCCACCCUACGGAGGAAGCUCAUUUCAACCGCCUGUAUCCAGGACCUCGUUCUAUGGCUCAUGACCCAGAGCUCAUGACCAUAGAUUUAAAAAGGAAUUGUGGGUAAUAUUCUCUUAAUCCCGCCUCGAUGAGAAACAACAAUUCCGGUUUCCACCUGCGGGGGGCGGUAAUGGACUGAAUCCGUUAGAGGGAGACGAAGAAGAAGAAGAAGCAGCUUUGAGUUAGUCGAGCUGGAAGUUCAAAGAUCAGCUGAGCUGCAGCUUCAUUCUGUGAGACCUUCUGACCGACCCGCGUCCGUCAUGUCUCAGGCCGUCCCGCCUCUUCUCUCGGUUCGCCCGUCCCGGGCUCUGGUGGAUGAGAAGUUCAGCGUUCUGGUGGAGAACCUGCCUCCAGGAUGUCCGGUCACCAUCCGCUCCCUCUAUCAGAGCGAGGAUAAGGACUUCUGGGAGGCCUAUGGGCACUACGUCAGCAACCACAAGGGGACGGUUUCUGUUUCAGAGGACAUCAGCCUUGGAGGCACGUACACAGGAAAAGAGGCCAUGGGUUUGUUGUGGAGCAUGCGACCAAUCCCCGGCAGCCGCAAAGGUCUCAGGCUGAGGAAGAAGGACACCUGUGCCCCGAUGCUGGUGACCAUCUCAGUCUACAGUGGACAUGGGGACGUCAGGGAUCAGGCCCCGCUGGCGUCAGCGCUCGUGGAGAGGUGGCACGUGGCUCCAGGCGUCCAGAGGAUCGAAAUCACGGAGAAGGGAGUUCGAGGAACCCUGUUUCUACCUCCAGGUCCGGGACCGUUCCCUGCCAUGCUGGACCUGUGGGGGGGCGGAGGGGGGCUGCAGGAGUACCGCGCCGCCCUGCUGGCGUGUCGAGGUUUCGCUUCUUUGGCUCUGGAGUAUUUAAAGUCCAAUGAUACAAAGCCCAAAGGUCUGGACAUGAAGUACUUUGAGACGGCCUUUGAAAUCAUCAGGAGCCAUCCUCAGGUCAUCCCAGACAGAGUCGGAAUCAUCGGCCUCUGUUUCGGCACGCUCAUGACCUUAAGCCUGGCAGCAGAAUGCCCAACGAUCAAGCCUCGCUGCAUUGUUUGCAUCAGCAACAUUCACAGUAAAUCCAACGAAAACACCAUUCAAGAGUUCCCUCAAGAAAUACCCGAGAAGUAUAACAAAAUCCACAUGAUGGAGGACGUCGUAGUCUGGAGAGACAUGGGACUGGCUGUUCUGGAAGUUGGGCAUCCUAAAGUCAAAGUGGGGAACAUUGACUGUCCAAUGUUGUUGAUCAACGGCACAGACGAUCAGAACUGGCCGACGGUGGAGGUUGCCUCUGACAUAAUCAAGACGAUGCGUGAAGCCGGGAAGGAAUCUCUGGUGACCCGGCUGGAUUACCCGGAUGCAGGACACCUGAUCGAGCCGCCGUUCUCGCCUCACUUCAGAGCCGCCAACUUCAUGCUUCAUGGCACCAAGAAAAAAGUGAUGAUGCUGUGGGGAGGAAAAACCAAACCUCACGCUGAUGCUCAGGAGGACUCCUGGAAGAAGAUCCUCAGUUUUCUGCAGCUCCAUCUUUACGGCGCUCCCAGCCUCAAAGCAAAUUUAUAAAUGAAGAAGAAGAAACAUGUUUACACUGACAGUUUGGAUGUUUCCAUGUUUGUUUUGUAUGGGUCUUAUCUGAGAUAUAAACAUAAACCGAAGUUCAAGC